Molecule: messenger RNA, 6225 nt
Organism: Ectocarpus sp. CCAP 1310/34
Lineage: Eukaryota; Phaeophyceae; Ectocarpales; Ectocarpaceae
Source: the annotation of a GenBank genome assembly
AUGGGCAGCGAGGCACGUUUCGCGAACCACAGCUGCUCCCCGAACUGCCUGAUGCAGAAGUGGAGCGUGCUGGGCGAGACCCGGGUGGUGCUUGUUGCCGCUCGUGACAUCUCGGUCGGCGAGGAGCUGACGUACAACUACCAAGCGGACACACUGGAGGGCUUCGUGGAGAGACAAAAGUGCCUGUGCGGAGAGCCCCAGUGCUCCGGGUUCAUCGGAGGCGAGCGGCGCGCCUCGAAGGUCAUGAACCAGGCGAAGCCGCAGCUUGAGGUCGUCAGGGAGCUCUUCCACGAAGGGCGGGAGUUGGGGUACGAGCUAUCAGACAAGGGCGGGGGCGAAGGUGAGGCAGGGGACGGCGGCGGUGCAAACAGCAGCAGCGCAGCAGGAUCAGGGCCAACGCAUUACAAAGGCCGCGAGAUGGAGUGCCUGUCGAUAAUGCUCAGGGAGGGAGACGAGUGGCUCGAGGAGCUCGCCCGCGUCAUGGAAGGAACCACCAUCGCCGCCGCCGCCGCCGCCGCCGCCGCCGCCUCCUCCCGGAAGUACGGGACAGGUGCCGUCGGCGUCGAGGAGACCGCCGUACAGCCUCCGCCCGCCGCCGGCGAACUCCCACGACGCAGAGCCUCCACGCGCGCUGGUCGCGGCGAAAGAAAGCCAAGAGAUGCCUACGACGACGACGGCGGCGGCGGUGGUGGCAAGGUUGGGGAAGGAGAGGAAAGCAACCCGGACGCUCCUCGCGUGGUCGAUCUCGUACAGCUCGAGAAGGUAGUGCAGGCGUCGCCGACGGGGCUGCAGAUUCCCGAGGCCGUUAAGGCCAAGAAGACCCUGGCAAGGGCGAGUCACGUGGCGCAGACGGUGUGGACCCUGCUAGACGCCGCGUCCAAGAACGGCCUGAAGAGCAUCAGGGUGCCGGAAGAACGGCAGCCGCCGCCGCCGUCGCCGCCGCCACUGCCGCAGCCGCAACCGCCUCAGCUGGCGACGAGCAACCCCGCCUCCGGCGGCGCUUGUCCAAGCGUGCCGGCGGCGGCGUCCUCCUCCUCAAAAGCCGCUAUUGUCGGCCGUUUGGACGAGAAAGAUAAGGGUCGUCGGGGGGGGCGAGGGGCGGAAAGAGGAGGUCGGGGGAGGCGGGGGCGGUACGGAAGCGAGGGUGACCAUGACGCCAUGAUGCCGGAGAUCGGUGGUGGUGGUAGCGGCAUCACCGGCGCCGCCGCUCCUGCUGGUGCCAAGAGCAACGACGAUGCUACGAUGGAGGUUCGCGGUGAUGGCAGUACCGCUGACGGCAGCAGCAGCAGCAGCAGCAGCAGAAGCAGCGAUGAGCCCAACGGCGGCGACGGUGGCCAGCAGCUGGUGCCGCUAGAAGGGCGAUGCGGGUCGCGGGACGAUGAAGCAGAACCGGCGGCCGACGCUGGUACACCCGGCGGGGGGACCGACGACUCACCCGUGGUGGCCACCGGAGCUUGUAGCGGCAGCGGUGGCGGUGGCUCUAGCCCUGACUGCGGCGAAGUGCUCGCCGCCACAGUAGCUGCCACCGCCGCCGAUUGGCGGGCGGACGGCGACAACAACGGCAACCUAGAGCAAGGCGCGGAUAAGCCGGCGGCGGGGCUGUCUCCACGGGUAGCCGUUGCCACGAGGAGCGGUGGGAAGAGAAAGCCUUCGGCGGCGUUGUCCGUGGCCGGUGUCGCCUUAAGAAAACGGCUUGUUCCGCCGGCGGCAACGGCGACGACCUCUUCCAUGGCGGACGGAUCGCCCGCGCUGCCUCCGAAGCCGAAGAUGAGUCAGGUGUGCCAAGCGAUUCGCAGCUGCAGGGGGCUUGCCAACGUCUUCAUUCCAGGCGCUCCGGAGCUGGAGAAGCUGGUCGCCCCGGCAGAGGCUUGGGCGAAGGAGGCUUGCGACAUGCUCAAGAUCAAGGCAAGUCGUAUGAAUAGCACCGGCACCAGCAACGAUGAGGAGGUGUUGGACCCUUCCACGGAUGACCCGGCGACAGGCGGUGCCGCCGCUGCUGGUGGCAAGGUCAAGGACUGCGACAGGGACAGGGAAGGGGAGAAGGAUAAGAGCAAGUGGGCUAGGCUGGGUCUGGAAGGCUCAGCGAUGACCGCCCUAGAAGAGAAGCUGCAGGACGUGGCGGAAUUUUCUCUGGCCAGGGAGCAGCGCGAGGAGGAGGUCGAGAAGGAGCGUCUCCAGAGGGAGAAGGAGGACGCCAGGGAGAGGGAGAGGCAGGCCAGGCUAGAGAAGCUGGCGAGGCUCAAGGCCUUGUCAAAGCGGCGGAACGCGCCGAGGGCGGUGGGGGGGGCGAGCACAAUUACAGCCGAGCGCGGAGGAGGUGCGGCCGGCGAUGCCGUGGGCGGCGGCUCUGGCGGGAGGGCCUCUAGGGAAGAGGCGGUUAGGGCACGCGAGACAAGACGGUCACCAAGGAUCGUCAGCCUGGGUAGUAGCGGUGCACCGUCAACGGCCGACCCGGCCACGGCGCGGAAGGAGGAAGCAGAAGGGGAGGGGAUCGGGGAUGCGGAGGAGGCGGGUUGGACGAAGGAAGACGAGGAGGCCCUUCACUGCCUGUGCAGGCUGCCGGCGGACGCCGCUCGCUUCCGCACGCUCAUGACGUGCGACCUGUGCUCAAGCUGGUUCCACCCAUCCUGCGUCAGGCUCAAGGACGAAAAAGCACGCCACCAUGUAUGUCUCGAACGAUCACAAGCAGCACCCCAAUUGACACCAAGACCCGCCACAUCCCUCGAAACGGCGGUGCAGGAGCUACCCAAGAGGAGCCUACGGGGGGGUUACCAUCACCAGGCACCGGCUCUCGCGUUCGUGUGUCCUAUGUGCGAGCACCGCAGGGGCGGCGUGUCCAACUUCGCCUGUCCUCCCUCUCCGGGUUUCUACAUCGGGAGGCGGAUGCACCGCCCGGGGCUGUCGGAGCUGGAGACCCUCAUGAGGAACGCCGACAGUCUGCCCGUUGAUGGCGUGGAUGGCCAAGCUUACCUCAACUACAUGGUAGUCCAGGUGGUGGGUUGGAGGGACCGGUGUGAAGACGCCGUGAAGGACUUCCAGGCGUACAUCCAGGGCGGGGACACGGCAGAAGCAACGGCGAUGAAGGGAGGGACACCCACGCCGCCGACGCCUUCGGCAGGGCUCGUGCUUGCCUCCGCAGGGCGAAGGCUUGGGUUUGAGGCCUCUCUCGUGGAGAGGCUGGGCAGGCUGGUGUGCGAGGGGGCGCUGAUCGAGGUGGUAGACGUGCACAAAGAGGACACCAUGCUGCGAAGAGCCCUGUGGACCCUAACGGCCUCGCUGUGCUUUCCGAAGGCGACGUCUUGCCUAAGGCUUGGUCAAGAACCAGGGCUGGAGGAAACCCUGUCCUCGGAAGACCAAGAGGCCCUGCGAUCGAGUGACCUGUCUCAAGACAGCACCACGCGACUACGGCCCACCUUCGAAACCCUCGAGGCUUGCCUCACGGAAGGCCGCGCGCUCGGGCUGUCGCGAACCAAGUCCAAAGGCCGGCGAAGCUCCGCCGGUGCCACCGGCGGUGGCGGUGGCGGCGGCGGCGGUACGGGGGAGGUGUCGAACAAAGAAGCACCGUCUACCAGCAGUGGUGUGGUGUCCUCGUCGUCAUCUUCGUUGUCCGGUGCGGCCUCCUCCGUAUCGGCGGCGGCAGCGGCGGCAGCUACGUCUUGCUUGCCUCUGGCGGGCGAGAGGCCUAGCUCGGAGCCUCUGGGGACGGGGGUGCGAUUGUACACCUGCUUGUUCGAUGCCGUGGGUGACAUCCUUCAAGCGGUGGUGAAGGCGGAAGCCAAGCCGUUUCGCGAGGCGAGGAACAAUCUGCCGGCGCUCCGAGAGGCCACAAGAUGGGCGGCCAUCGAGCCAUCGUGGGGCUAUGCUCGAGCUUUGGCUUCGGAGCUAUUCUGGCGCAGAGAAAACGCCGCUCCCGCUGCGGCGGCGAGGGGGGUACACGUAGCAGCAGCAGCAGCAGCGCAGAUGGUGGCGGAAGUUGAUUCGUCGUCACCAGCCCCAGGCGAACCGACGGUGGGUGCACAGAGCGCGAGAGUUGUACAAGAGGAGCAGGGGGGAGACGUGGAUGUGUACUGCAUCUGCAGGGAGGGGGAUGACGGCGGCGUCAUGGUGGAGUGCGACCUGUGCGGGGAGUGGUACCAUGCGUCCUGGUGGUCGACUAACGUGGCCAUCGAAGCCGCCGUGCGCCGAGCAACCCCCCGCAGGACCGCCAACAGAAGCAACAAUCAGAACCCGGCACAGCAGCAGCAGCAGCAACAGUUGCCAAAAGAAGUCAGCAGCAACACGGGGGAAGAAGAGGGUGCAGACGGGCGCAGAUUCGACUCCCCCGGAAGAUGGCCUCGUGCAACCGGCAAUGCAGCCACCUCUCCAGCUGGCGGCGAGCGUUCGGUGGGUCCAUCCACGCCGAAUUUUUCUGACGCUAGCGCUUCGGCCGGCGGCGGUGGCGGCGAAGGAGCGGUUGCUGACGGUAGCAGCAACGGCGGCCAGGAUCAUCAUCCGGUAGCCGGCGGCCGCCCCCCUGUCGUCGUCGGAACAAAGGCGGCCGCAGAACCAGCCGGCUUGGCUUCCAAGCGCCUCCGGGACAAGGGGUCGUCCUGCCACGGCCGUGGCGGUGAUAACCGCCCGGGGGCUAAGCGUACCCGGGCGGCGGGGUCGGUGGCGAGGUAUGUCGAGUCGGUGGCGCGAGAGUUCGCCGGUCUGGGAAUCCCUUUUCCCCCCCUGCCGCCGCCGCUUAGCCCCCCGAGAGAGGCACCGGCGGUUGCGGCGGCGGCGGCGGCGGCGGAACGCUGCUGCCGCCGUACCGGCGUUGUUGCCAGAGUCAUGGGAAGCGAGGCAUCGUCUGCAGGGAGGUGUUGUGCUGCGCUUGUUGUUGACGACGUGCAGGAGGUGGCGGCACUCGACGUGGAGCCGGCGGCGGCGGCGGUCGGCGGCAGCGGCGCUGGUGUGGUUGCCCGGGCCAGGGGAAGCGAGUCUUCUUCGGGGUGCGGGGUGGGUUGUGCUGCUCCCGCCUUCGAGGAGAGGACCUUUGAUGAUAUGUGUCGUCCAGGGGUUGGGGAGGGGCGGGAGGGGGGCGGUGGACAGCAAGGAGAAGGGAAGGGAGCGGAGGCGUUGUCGCAACCCGUUGUGCUUCGUCCUAAUCCGAUGGCGGAGAUUCUCGCCGGAGCUGGGUUGGUCGGCAGCAGCGGCGGUGGUAGUAGCAGUGGCGGUGCGGAGCAAGGGUUUGUUGUUGUUACCCGUCACAGGCCCCAGCAAGGCAGUGGCAGUCGCCAUGUGUACCUGCACCAGCAACAGCACCACCGGCAGCACCACCAACACCAAACUCUGAAGCAAGGCAAAGGAUACGGCUAUGGCAUGGUGUGGCCGCCGCCGCCGCCGCUACCAUCAUUCCCGGGGAUCACCCCCAAACCGCACACCCAACACUCCAGCAGCAUAGAGCCGCAAUCGUCGACGAGCGGGGUGCUGCCGUUCGGUGUUGUUCCCGCUGCUGAGCCCUCUGCGGUGGGGCCCCACGCCCGGUGUCUUCAGGCGGUCCGCCCCCGUUCCCACGGCGACGGCGGGAGUCACGACAGCGGUCGAAAGGAGGAUCACGCCGGCACGUUGCUCGAAAAACGAAGCGCUGGCGGCACCCGCGGGCAGGUCAUCGGGGUAAAGGCAAGCACGGCCGUCGUGACGGAGGCGUUGGCAUGGACCAGCCACGAACAGAGGCCGACCGCUACUACUUGUGCUGUUGUUGGACGCGAUCAGGCCGAAGCGGGCGGCAUGGGAGCGGGGAGCACGAAAGAAUCCUAUGAUGGGAGAAAAAAAAUCGAGCGAUCGACCAACGGCGAUGACGUGGGCUGUGUCGAAUCAACGGGGCGCAUGAGAUCGUGAAAACAGCGAGGGAUGGGGGUUUUGGAGAUGUGCACCACAGCAUAUCUUGUGUUGUUUUCGUAUGAUGUUGGGCGACAAGAUCGAUGGUUAUGGAGUCGACCUUAGAUGGGGGACAUUUUGUCUCAUACAAACAGAGAUGCAAGUUCGUGCCGGGCGAGAAUUGUGUUGCAUAUAUCUCCCUUUCUAUGCGUACAUUCCGUUCGACGUUUGGUCCCUGGUCGUGGUGCACUGGCCUUCGGUGGCACAUACCACUCCGUUAGUCUAGUUCCUGUGUGUGUAGUCUAUGUACUUUAGUUUCGGAUCCCUGUGUGCUUACGUCAUGUCGUCAUGUAUCUAUGUAUGAAGUGUAGCUUUCCUUGC